Molecule: messenger RNA, 759 nt
Organism: Aaosphaeria arxii CBS 175.79
Lineage: Eukaryota; Fungi; Ascomycota; Dothideomycetes; Pleosporales
Product: class I glutamine amidotransferase-like protein
Exons: 2
Coding region: 40-759 (239 amino acids)
Molecular function (GO): glyoxalase III activity
Source: RefSeq, a predicted model, not a curated record
CUUCACUCAAAAGGUUGACAGCAGAAAGCAAUCAUCAGCAUGGCACCACCUCGUCGAGCCCUCAUCGCAGUGACAUCUGCCCACGCUCCGCUUUACCCAAAGGGUCAAGAAACAGGCGUUUUCAUCACCGAAGCGCUACAUCCCUUCAACGUCUUCCGGGCUGCGAAUUUCGAAGUCGACCUCGUCUCCGAGACGGGUACGUACCAAGCAGACUGGCUCUCCCAACAGGCCGAAUGGCUGCCCGAAGAGGACCGGAAGGUCUGGGAAGAUCACUCCAGCGAAUUUCGCGCAAAGAUGGACAACCUGAUGAAGCCUUCUGACGUCCAAUGGGAUCGGUACGGAUUGUUCUUUGCCUCGGCAGGGCACGCGAGUUUGAUUGAUUAUCCGGAUGCGAAGGGGUUACAGAAGAUCGCCGCUAAGUUGUACGAAGACGGGGGAGGGAUCGUGAGUGCUGUUUGCCAUGGUGGUGCAAUUUUUCCUGGCAUACUUAAUGCGCAGGGGAAGAGCAUUAUUAGUGGGAAGAAGGUCACUGGUUUUACCACUAAAGGCGAAGAGGAAGAGGGUGUCUUGGACACGAUCAAAAGCUGGAACCGCCCAACCAUUGAGGCCGCAGCGAAGGAUUCCGGCGCCACUUAUAUCGCGCCUCCAGGGCCUUGGGAUGCAUUUGCUUAUACCGACGGUAGGAUCGUGACCGGAGCAAACCCAGCUAGCGCGGAAAUAACAGCCAAGGACGCCGUCAAGGCAUUCGAUAAAUUGUAG